Molecule: messenger RNA, 2202 nt
Organism: Papaver somniferum (opium poppy)
Lineage: Eukaryota; Viridiplantae; Streptophyta; Magnoliopsida; Ranunculales; Papaveraceae
Product: BTB/POZ domain-containing protein At2g04740-like
Exons: 5
Coding region: 108-1841 (577 amino acids)
Cellular component (GO): ubiquitin ligase complex; cytoplasm
Molecular function (GO): protein binding
Source: RefSeq, a predicted model, not a curated record
UCUUUUAUCCGGAACCCUAAAAAUUAAAAGGCACUACCAAUUAAUCUCCCCAGAAGGAGAGGAUUAGAAUUUAGAACCCUAGAAACAUCAAUAGUGGAAUCCUCAAAAUGCUAUCCAACAAAAAAUCAUGGACAGUUGAUUCAGAAUUAGAUGGAAUUGAUUUAACCCCAGAAGAUUUCAAUUGUUCGGUGCCAUUAAAGAAAGUACCAACUGGUGAUAUUUUCUCAGCAUCGAGAGCUGGAGACGUAGAAAGAGUUGAAUAUCUAAUUGAAACAGGAGUUAAUAUUAAUGAAAGAGAUAAAUGGGAUUCAGUUGCAUUGUAUUACGCUUGUUUAGCUGGUCAUCUUGAUGUAGCAAGAAUGUUACUUGAAAAUGGUGCUAUCUGUUCUGAACAUACUUUUGAUGGUGAUAGAUGUCAUUAUUCUGCUUUGAAUUUGAAAGUUCGGAAAUUGUUAAAAGCUUUUGAAGCUCGUCCACCUCCAUUGUUACCAUUACAAUCUUCAUUGAGAGAUACCUUUUUGAGUUGCAGGGCUAAUCAGCUACAUCUUGAACAGCACCUUGUUCAACCUCUAGGUCCUUCACAAAGUGAUGGAUCCAACCACAGUCAUUUCCCUCCAGAUGUUGUAUUUUUCAUUCAUGGAAGACCCAUUGAAGCUCAUAGGAUCAUCUUAAGUGCUCGGUCACCAUUCUUUAAGAAGAAUUUUGAGACUAUCUGGAGAGACCGUAGGGAAGUGAGGCUGGCGAGAGAAAAGUUAUCUUACCCGGCCCUUUAUAGCCUCUUUCAUUUCUUCUAUUCUGACAGACUUGAGAUUGCUGUGGAUGAUAUGGAAGAUCUCGUGCGGAUUUGCAAAGUCUGCAAGUGUGAAGAACUACAGAGGGUCCUCGAGAAGGAAUUGGUUCACCAAAGAUAUGCAGAUUAUAAGGGACUAAGAGAUAUUGAUAACUCUCAAAAGCGGUUCAUCUUACAGGGACAGUCACUUCCGGAGAAAGACCGACUUCCUGCUGCUUUGCAUCAAAUUCUUCAAACUUCCUUGGCCAAGUCUAAUUUGAAACAAGACGCAGGUAGUGGGGUUGAUGCACUAAUAUCCGGAAUCGAAACGAUUCAGUUAACCGAAUAUGAAACUGACCUGGCAGAUGUAUGCAUUAGAGUUGGUGAAAGGAUUUUUCGCUGUCACCAGGUGAUUUUGACGUCACGAUCUGAGUACUUCAAAGCAAGAUUAUCUCGUAUGACAAAUUUUCUCGAAGGAAAAGAUGGAUUACCUGGUAAUACUCUUCCAGUUCUUCAAGAACAUGACUUAAGUACCGAGGCUUUCGAAAAGAUGAUCGAAUAUAUGUACACCGACUGUUUGAAGGAUAUCGACCCAGAUCAGGCAGAAGAAAUGUUUGAUGCUGCCUCCAGAUAUUUGUUGUUUCCUCUAAAACGUGCUGUGGCUGAUGUACUGUUGCCACACUUGGAAAUGGUAUCGCCCGCAGAGCUGUGCCAUUGGCUGAUGCUAUCUGAAUUAUAUGGAAUUUUGAAGAUACGGGAAUACUGUCUUGAUUUAAUUGCUUGCAACUUUGAGACUUUUGCUGACACCCGAGAGUUUAGGGCAAUGCUUCUGACACUCCCACCACCCUCUGGAGAUUCCUCGCUUCGUACCACCCUUCCAAGUGCUCCAGGAGCUGGUCUGAAUACCGACCAAGGAAAUCUGCUUGACGACCUACGGGAGAAAUGGCUGGAAGCUGAAGCUGCUGAGCUUGACAAGAGAGAUGAAAGUGCAGCUCUAUUUGACAAACGACUGGAGAUGCUUAUGACUAUAGCGGAAAGAGAAUGUACUGAUGAUCACAUUGAUUGUAUCUGAGUGUUCGAUGGUGGAAAGAGGAUUGGAUGGUGGUAUCUGUUGCUGAAAAGCCGUAUUCAUCUGUGUAUAGUAGCUGUCUGUGGGGUUUUGAUGGCUAAAGUGGUAUAAUGUUGUUCAAAAGAUGUGGUACCAGCACUCCCAAGGUGUGCUGCUGUUGCCUAAUAAGGUUCAAAGAUGACAAGGAAGGUUUUAUAACCCCUCUUUAGAUAGAGAGAAUAUGUUGUUACCGGUUCUUCUGAUCAGGGCCUAGAGCAGUAUUCCCAAUUUCUGAAAACUUUUAUACAUCUCAUAAGUCUAAAAUACUUUUCAGUUCUUUUUUGUGGACUUCAUUUAGGGGUAUAAAUCUUUAUUUCUGCUUGCA